Chondrus crispus (carragheen) is the source of this 1273-nucleotide messenger RNA. RefSeq lists its product as hypothetical. Bases 1 to 813 code for a protein of 270 amino acids. Lineage: Eukaryota; Rhodophyta; Florideophyceae; Gigartinales; Gigartinaceae. The record is from RefSeq and is a predicted model, not a curated record. The transcript is spliced from 2 exons. Gene Ontology annotation, biological process: heme oxidation. Gene Ontology annotation, molecular function: heme oxygenase (decyclizing) activity.
AUGAGUGAGGAUAGCUUUUCAGAGGAGCUGCAAACUCGCACGCGGCGGCAGCAUGACCUCUCCAACACCCUCGUCAAUUUAUCAGCGCCACUGGCUCUCUCGUCACCCGACGUGUACCGGCUGCUCCUCGUAUCUUGGUACUGGAUCUACAAAACAGUCGAAACAAAAAUGGAACAUUUCAGGCUUACCUAUCCGAAAGUGGGCGCAAUUUAUUUUCCCCAACUGCUUCGCACGGGAGCCUUCGAGGACGACCUACGCUUUUAUUACGGUUCGGAUUUCGAAAAGAGAAUCAUGCCACCGUCUAAGGCUACCGCGGACUACAUCAAAAAUUUCGUCCAAUCUAUCGAGAACGACCCGGUCUGUAUCAUCGCCUAUUGCUACACUAUGUACUUGGGCAUGUUUGGUGGUGGCCCCAUUGUGAAGAGGUGGGUUCGCUCUGCAUUCUCUUUACCGCCGGGAAAGGGUACAAAGAUUUUUGAGUUUUCUGAUACUAUCCCAGACAUUCCAAAGUUUAAGAAAGAAUACAAAGAUGCAAUGGACCGGAUAGCGCUGAGCCGCGAUGAGAAAGAAAGGAUUGUUGAAAUGAAGAAGCAAGUUUUCGCACACAACGAUACGAUCUUUGCGGAAAUUCGAAAAACUGCAACAUACAACAGGCGUGUCAUCUCCGUUGUCGUCAAGUACGCUCUUCUUUUUGUCGUGCUGCUGGGGACGUUUCGCUUCUUGUUUGACGCCUCCUUCCGAACGCAUGCACGGGAAAUUUUCUUCGCCGUAACUUCGUGGGUUUCUUCACGAACGACGGAUCUCGAUACGUAGCAGCAAAGUCCACACUAGGACACACAAUUUGUGCCACAUGUGUUCCCAACGCCUCAUAUAGCUUAAGGUCUAGGGUACUCACUAUCAGUGAGGGCGAUCUUGAGAAGAAGAAGGCCCAUACGGGUAUACAAAACCAAAAGCCUCGUGGUAGGUCAGGGUCAAAUGACACAAAAAAAAUGUAGUCUCUUACUUUUCCGAUGAAAUCUUGACAUGCGAACUUAGAAAAAGCCCAGCAUCUACGCCCAUCCGAACGAAUUCUGGUAGAAGAGUUUGCAGACCUGUGACGAAGCCGACAAACGUGGUUAAGAUCGCAAGGAGGUGUGAUUCUUGAUGUAUCUGUCACAGAAAGAAUUACGUCUCCGCCUUAAACGUAACGUGCGAAAUUCUUGUUUGAUUAACAUCUAGACAUGGGAAUCACCAAUACGAUAUUCACGACAUGUAAACCACAUCCACCACUGUA